Molecule: messenger RNA, 246 nt
Organism: Penicillium samsonianum
Lineage: Eukaryota; Fungi; Ascomycota; Eurotiomycetes; Eurotiales; Aspergillaceae
Exons: 2
Coding region: 1-246 (81 amino acids)
Source: RefSeq, a predicted model, not a curated record
AUGCAGUUCUUCCCAUUUAUCCUUACUACUAUACUUGCUGCCGCUGCUGCCGCUGCUCCCCCAAAUAAUGAUACAUCAUCGAAUGGUGCGAUAAGUUGUGCGCAGUACAAAGACCAAAUGAGUUACCUUGAGAACCAACGACUUGCGGAUCGACGUCAACUUUAUGCAACUAAAGAUAUGAGAUAUCAAAAGGCGGUUGAUGAAGACAAUCGGAAAAUUGCGGUUCUCGCGCAGAAGCAGAGCUGA